CCACUAGGCUAAUUAAUAAAAUGGAGUUUAUCAGGAUUUUCUUUCUCUUUUCUUUCUUCACACUGACACUCUCUCAAUCCUCCAUAUAUGAUGAAAUGUUCCAUCCGGCAGAUGAGUACAGUUUCCCUCAGUUACCUGGUUAUGAUUAUCAUGAAUUAGGACCUUAUAUUGACCAGAGGACACUCACUGUACAUCAUAAGAAACACCAUCAGGGAUACACUGUUAAGAUGAAUCAGGCACUGAAGGAUUGGAGGAAACAAGAACCUCAAAAUGAUUUAGCAAGGUCUUCAAUUAUCAACAUACUACAAAACCUUGAGAGGGUUCCUGAUAAGUGGCGUACAACUCUUCAGAAUAAUGCUGGAGGGUAUGUCAAUCACAUUUAUUACUGGGUCACAAUGUGUCCGAAACCUGGAGAUAUUCCUAAAGCUCUUUUGAAAAAGAUUGAAGCUAGCUUCCCAGCUGGGAUGUCAGAAUUUAAGAACAGUUUUACCACUGCUAGUCUCUCUUUAUUUGGAUCAGGCUAUGUAUGGCUUGUGACAGAUGAUGAAGGAAGCAUCAGUAUAAUCUCAACAAAAAACCAG
This is a messenger RNA of Amphimedon queenslandica, 581 nucleotides long. RefSeq names its product superoxide dismutase [Mn] 1-like. Gene Ontology annotation, cellular component: cytoplasm. The annotation marks the transcript as partial. The transcript has 2 exons. Lineage: Eukaryota; Metazoa; Porifera; Demospongiae; Haplosclerida; Niphatidae. The record is from RefSeq and is a predicted model, not a curated record. Gene Ontology annotation, biological process: superoxide metabolic process. Gene Ontology annotation, molecular function: metal ion binding; superoxide dismutase activity.